Messenger RNA from Nothobranchius furzeri (turquoise killifish), 3592 nucleotides. NCBI's taxonomy places the organism in Eukaryota, Metazoa, Chordata, Actinopteri, Cyprinodontiformes, Nothobranchiidae. The record is from RefSeq and is a predicted model, not a curated record.
AAUUCUGCGGAACCCAAGUCUUCAAGCUAUGUUUCUUACCGGACUUCCGGUUAUAUGUAUUCUGGCUGGAUAACGAUAGCUUUCCCAGAGUUUUUGCUGGACUAAAAGAUAGAACAAAUCUUUUCAAAACGCCGAACAAAUACAGUGUAUGUAGAAAGUAAUUUUAUUUUGCUGAUGGCUCGUCACUUUCCUCCUGUCCCCUCUGAUGUCACCUACUUUCUGUCCUCAGUUCUUCCUCGUGGUUUUGCUUUGGGGCCUUCGCUGCUCUGUGAAGGCAGUGUGGGGCUUUGGUGGGUCGGCUACCCGCUGGAGGCCGGGACUCUGCUGGGAAAAGAAGGCGACACAGACUGGAUCUCCAAGAGUUACCCGACACUGAUGGAAAUGUCAGCAAAUCAAGAAGCUCCAUUACAAAGAGCCCCCUGGAUCAACUUUGCCUGUCAGGCACGUUGCCGAGCCCAGCAGAACGUGACCAUGCAUUGUGCAUGUGGAGAGGUGUGUGAGGCCGAGUGUGUGGGUGUGUGUCUGCGUCUGUGUCAGCACAUCCAUCCGGGAACAGAGCUGCUGUUGUACGAUGAGGGAAAAGGCCAGACCUCUGACAAACCAGUUGGCUCCAAUGGAAGUACAGCGGAAAGCAUGGAUGAAAUUAAAGAGGCCGAGGCUGUAAUAACCAAAAAGACAAAAGAAGGACCAAAGAAGAAAGAGUUGAAAAGUCAGGAUGAGGAGGAGGAACACAGCUGCUUGAGGAGGAGCCACCCAAUCACACUUGGGAGGAAGAGGAGAAUUAAAAUCAUCCAAUCCAACCAGAGUCCUGAGUGUGACAUCCAGCAAGACAUUCCUUCAGACACAGCAGAUGUUGGACACUCAAACGCUGUCCCUUCAGACAAAGACACAGACGACUCACUCCCCGCAUCUCUUUCUGUCCGCUGCAGCUCUCGUCUAGAUGCUAAACCCCGACGAGUUCACAGUCUGUCCAGCAGAACUCGACACCCCCCUGCUGGAUCUGACUCACCCAAACAGAAUGAAGAGCAGAGCAAAGACUCAGCUGAAGGCCUAGAUGUCUCUCCAUCACACCCUGAGUCCGUUGUCACAGCUUGUCCUGCUGAGAAGGUCUCUGAGUUGCAACCGGAGGUCCGAGAGAGGCGGUACAGCUGUUCCAGCUGUGGUAAAAAGUUCUUCCAGAUUGGUCACUUGAAGAAACAUCAGUUUAGCCACACUCAUGAGAAACCAUUCACCUGCCAGGCCUGUGGGAAACACUACACCUCAGCAGAAAGCUUCAAAGCCCAUCAGGCUAAAUCUACCCAAGACGUUGGCUGUCAGACUGAUUUAGUAAUCUGCAAAAAUGCACUUGUCCAGGCUCAUGUAAAGCCUUAUCGACGUAGCAAAGCCACCCAGUUUAAAGCUCACAGCCGCAGUGUGUCUUGUGACACAGGGACCGUGACGGAAAUUCAUCUUCCACAAAGUCCCAGAGCUGCGUCCACACCCCUGAAAAGACCACGAUAUGAGGUGUCUGUUGUUGAUCCCAGCUUCCACCUCAAUGACAGUGGAAGCUCAGUGAACUGUUCAAGCUCUUUCACUGAGGUCCAUCCACAAAAGGACAAGAAGUACAUUGUUCAUGAGAAACAGUUGCUGGGGCUGUUCAGAAGGUGUCCCGUUUGUACCGGUCGUUGUGUUGUGAACACGACAACAGUCGGCACACUGCUCCGUGUGACACAACGGUGUUCAUGCUGUGAGCACUACAAUGAGUGGUCCAGUCAGCCCAUGGUGAACAGCAUCCCAGCAGGAAACCUCCAGCUCUGUGCUGCUGUCCUUUUCACAGGCUCAUCAUUUAGCCAGAUUUCUAAGUUCCUGGGUGCCUUCAAUGUGCAGGGACUGUCCAAGCAGACAUUCUUUCGACAUCAGGCAAAGCUGUUAAUUCCAACAGUGAGCUGGCAGUGGCAGCUAGAGCAAGCUGAUAUCAUCCAGGAGGCUACUGAAUCUGGACCUGUGACUCUUGGUGGUGACAUGCGAGCUGAUUCACCUGGAAACUCAGCCAAAUAUGGCAGCUGCACCAUGAAGGAUCUCAAAAGAAACAAAGUUACUGAUAUCCAACUUGUACAGAGCAAUGAAGUUGGAAAUAGUGUGCGAAUGGAGAAGGAGGGAUUUGUGAGAAGUCUGAGCACACUUUUGGAGAGGGGGGUCGAUGUGCAGCAAGUCGUGACUGACCGCCACACAGGAGUGCAGAAGUAUUUGCGGGAGGAAAAAAAGGAAAUCAGUCACUACUUUGACCCCUGGCACAUGGGAAAAGGAAUUGGUAAGAAAAUCGAAGCGCUGGGGAAGAGAAAGACGACCCAGGAUGUGAGACUGUGGAAGCAAAGUGUGGUGAACCACCUCUACUGGUCAGCAUCCAGUUCCUCCUCAGGACAGGAGGCAGUAGCAAAGUGGACUUCAGUUGCCAACCACAUCCAAAAUGUGCACAGCCAUGACAACGCCCUGUUCCCUAGCUGUCUGCAUGCACCUCUGGAUGGAGAACAGGCAAGACAGUGGCUCAAACCAAGCACAGCAUCAUGUGAGAAGCUCACUGCCAUUCUGUUAGCUCCACGGUUUGUGAAGGACGUAGAGAAGAUAAGCCCUCAGUACCACACAUCCACCUUGGAGGCUUUCCACAGUCUCAUCAUCAGAUUUACUCCAAAAAGUCAGGUCUUCUCCUUCAAAGGAAUGCUGUCUAGAUUACAAAUUGCUGCAAUGCACUAUAAUGAAAAUGCAGCACGCUCACAUGCAGCAACAGCAACUGGUGAGCUGAGAUAUGCUGUAGUGUACCCAAAGUACAAACAUGGAGACUACACAGUGAGAGCCCUGAAGACCAAUCCAACCUCAUUAUAUGUGCACAAGCUUAUAGAUCUGCUGUUCGACUCUGUGGUGGUGGAUCCUCUCCCAUAUCAGGAGUACUCGGACAAAAUUCCGGUUCCAGAACCGCUCUGUGCCCAGUUCCAAAGACCAGAUAAACGGGAUGCUGUGAGCAGGCACAGGUCCAGGUUUUAAAGUGCACGUAAGCCAGGCUGCACACCACUGUACGACAGAGGAGUUACCUGUCGUCAUUAUGGAUCUUUAUGCUCAUCCACUCGUGACUCAUGCUGUCCACCUCCCAGAUGUCUAUUGAUCUCUACAACCUUUCUGCUCUGUGGCUCCCAUACAACUUGAAAAUCUUGGCCAGCCUCCUGAUAUUGUUACAGAAAAGCCUGUGCUCCCGGGAUCCAUCUCCACGUUUGUCAUCACAGUGAAAGCUACCUCCAGUCUAAGGAACCAAAGAAACAUCACUGAUGGCCCAACCUAUCCUCACAUGGCUCCAGAAUCUCUGCUUGUGGUUUAGAGUUUUGUCAAAAAUCAUGAAAGUUAUGAUCAGAUUGUAAUCUAACGUUGUCUUAGUAGUAGCUAUAAUAAAUGUUAUCUUUAAAGCGCAAUUGUGUCAUUUUAAAUACAAUUAUAUUGAUAUUUUGAUUUGUAUAAAUACAUAUAUCACAUUUAUUAAAUUAUCAUUCAUUUUUACCUAAUUGAACCUGCUCUAGAUUAGACUUCAUUAAUCACACAGGGUGUAAACUCACUUGUUACAGCAGCA